Quercus lobata is the source of this 1057-nucleotide messenger RNA. It is a transcript of the gene XERICO, whose product is annotated as RING/U-box superfamily protein. The transcript has 2 exons. The record is from RefSeq and is a predicted model, not a curated record. The coding region runs from base 356 to 817 and encodes 153 amino acids. NCBI's taxonomy places the organism in Eukaryota, Viridiplantae, Streptophyta, Magnoliopsida, Fagales, Fagaceae.
AAAUCUACAUAUAUAUACACAUAUGAGACUGUCUAAAAUACCAAUAUGCACAUAUGUAUAUGAUCCCAUGAAUCUUUUGUUCAUAUGUUCAUGUUGGUGAUAGAAUCUCUGUCCUAAAAGCUAUCUUUGUUUCAUGUAUCAAGAAGGGAGUGAGUAGAUUUCAUCCUUGUUUCAUUCUUCUCAGGUUGAUCAGACUGACAGAACACUCCAUUGCCAACCUUCUGCCUCUGUAAUUCUACUCGUUUUGUUGUUUUUAAUAAUCUUUUGUUCAGCCAAGCUGAGCUUGCACCUUGUAUUUCUAAAAGUGCAUUUAUAUUUACAAUUCUAUAACCCCAAAACUUCACUUUUGAUCCAAAUGGGUCUCUCAAGCCUCCCAGCCCCAUCCGAGGGAGUACUGUGUAUACUUCUGGUAAACACUGCCCUAUCCAUCUCAAUUGUCAAAGGCAUAGUCCGAACCAUCCUUCAUAUUGUUGGUAUCCAUCUUACAUCAGCAUCGGCUUCACCCUCAUCAACAGAUUCUACUCAAAACCCCCCAGAGUCAUUCGAAUACUGUAAUACUUCUGAGAGUUACAUUGAGGAGUUCAAGAACCGGACCCCAGCUAUUCGGUUUGAUACAGUGUGUAGCUAUAAACAGCCAGAACACGAAUGCUCGGUUUGCUUGAAUCAGUUUGAACCUGAAUCAGAGAUAAACCAAUUGUCUUGUGGCCAUCUUUUUCAUAAAGUAUGCUUGGGUAAGUGGCUGGACUAUUGGAACAUUACAUGUCCUCUCUGUAGGACUCCCUUAUUGCCUGAGGAAGAAGCAACUUGCCUUUGGUGAGCAUAUACAAGUUAUUUGACUCAUGUAAGUCUAGGGAAUUCCAUGUACAGCAUAGUGUACAGUUACUUGCUUAUAUGCAUCGGCUGGUUGUAGUGUUAUACGCAUGUUAUGCAAGGAGUUUUCAGUGUGAUAUGUUGAUGAAUCAUCUUUGAGACCAAAAUCUUAAUAUUGUACGUAUUGUGAUGUUUCUGAUGUUACACUUAUAUAUGCAUCAGACUCUAGCUUGAGCGUUUUUGUGGA